CAAUGCAGUCUACCCAAAAUGCAAAGAUAUUCAGUACGUCUAUUUCUCCUUUCGGGAUUGUUAUUUGUAUGCUCCUGGGCAUAUACUAUAACACCAAUCGUCCAGAAUGGUAAGCAGUUGGAAUUGUAAUGAAAUGGGAUUGAUUAUCGAAUUGUGUUUGUUAGGCUUGCCCACCAACACUGAUGUAACGACUGCUCCGUUCGUGAAAAUCGGCAAAGGAUUUUACUAUUUUGAGAAUACGACGACAAAGAACUGGUUCGAUGCCUUUACCAGUUGCCGCCAGAUGAAUGCCGAUCUGAUUAGCUUCGAGACCCAAAGCGAAUGGUCUCUGAUCAUGGACUAUCGAAGGGCUGUAAAGGACACCAAUAGAUAUUGGACCUCGGGAACUGAUCUGGGCGCGGAAGGAUCACAUGUGUGGUUCGCAACUGGCAAGCCAAUAAAUUUAAAUCUGUGGACCAUCAAUAAUCCGGACAAUUACAAGAACAAUGAACACUGCGAUGAGCUGGGCUGGCGUCCAUCUAAGACCGCAGAAGACGGAAUGAACGACUGUAGUUGUUCGGCCAAGUUGCGAUAUAUAUGCGAGGCACCUGAACCACAAACAGCUUCGUUCAUAAUUUGGUAGAAAGAGACAGAGUGU
Drosophila arizonae is the source of this 637-nucleotide messenger RNA. Its product is annotated as C-type lectin 37Da-like. NCBI's taxonomy places the organism in Eukaryota, Metazoa, Arthropoda, Insecta, Diptera, Drosophilidae. The record is from RefSeq and is a predicted model, not a curated record. Gene Ontology annotation, cellular component: nucleus.